AUGACGAAGUGUAAAAGAUUUCUUUUUCGAUCUUCAUUCGAAAGACAAGAAUCAUGCGCUGUGCGUCAGGAUUUUCGCGAAGAUAAUGAAAUCAUGCAGCCAGUGCGUGACUGCGACAAGAUGAUACAGCCGACCAAUGAUGGCUGUGCGCUUGGAGCUCUGGUGGUGGCAGAAUCACUACGAAAAGUUGGAACACAACGAAAUUUAGUAGUCAUGGUUUCCAGAACAUUAUCUGAUUUAAUAAGACAAACAUUACAGAAUAGUUUUGACGAAGUUGUUAUUGUUGAUGAAUUAAAUUCCAACGAUGAACAACAUUUACGAUUAUUAGCUCGUCCCGAACUCGGUGUUACAUUUACGAAGAUCAAUUGUUGGCAAUUAGAGAAAUAUUCGAAAUGCGUGUUUCUCGAUGCUGAUAUUGUUGUUUUGCAAAAUAUAGAUGAUUUAUUCGAUCGCGAAGAACUGUCAGCAGCUCCGGAUGCUGGUUGGCCUGAUUGUUUCAACUCGGGUGUUUUCGUCUACAAACCAUCCAAAGAAACAUUCAGAAAAUUGGUGGCAUUUGCGAAUCAACAAGGCGCAUCGUUCGAUGGUGGAGAUCAAGGUCUUUUGAAUGCAUUUUUUUCAAACUGGCGUUCAGCAGAUAUUGCUCGACAUUUACCAUUUACUUACAAUGUCACAUCGAACACAUUCUAUUCAUAUGUUCCAGCUGUAACACAAUUUCGUAACGAUAUUCGUGUUGUCCACUUUGCUGGUGCAUUGAAACCGUGGCAAUUGACAUAUAAUCCACAAAACGAACAGUUAUCUGGUAACUUGGGCGGACAACAUACAGUUCAAAGAGAAUUUCUUCUCGCUUGGUGGAAAGUGAUGUACGAACGCGUUUGGCCACGAUUAUCUAAACAAAAUCAGCAAUUGAAUCCAUCUCAAUCCAUCAUUACCGAGAACAAUUCACAAGUUGGAUUCGGUGGUCAAGUAUUAAACUAUGGUUCAUUAACUAGCGAUCAAGGUGUUCAAGCUGGUUCAGUGGCGCAUCGACGAGCCUGGGAAGCCGGACAUGUGGAUUAUCACGGAAGAGAUUCAUUCUCGAAUAUUCAAGAGCAGUUAGAGAGAAAUAUUGCUCAACAACCACAACAAUAUCAUCCAUCCCAAGCAAGACAAAUAACACCACCACCAUCACAAGCAACAUCUGCUUCUAGUAAUAAACAAUCUUCAGACCAAACCACGCCAGCUACCGCUGCUCCAUCAGGAGGUAUAAAAUCAACAACAGCUGAAGGCGAAAAGAAAUAG
Adineta ricciae is the source of this 1281-nucleotide messenger RNA. NCBI's taxonomy places the organism in Eukaryota, Metazoa, Rotifera, Eurotatoria, Adinetida, Adinetidae. The record is from the annotation of a GenBank genome assembly.